AUGCGUUGCAAUGCCUUCAAGUCGAGCGAGGGCAAUCUCAGCAAGUCACUGCCUUGUAACGAAGAGUGCGCUCGGCUUGAGCGCAAUCGCAAAUUGGCACUCGCCUUGAAUAUUGAUCAGUCAAGUCAUGUGGACGGAGGUGACCACAUCCCAUACUCGAAUGAUACCCUCAACAUAUUUGCCCAGCGCGUCAAGUGGGCACAGACGCAGGAGCGCGAAUUUCGUGUCUUCGCUGCGGCAGAUGAUGAAAAGCGUCUACGCUUCAAGCCAAUGCACGCCCAGCAGCGUGCUUUCAUUCAUGCUCUUGCAGAAGACUUCGGCUUCGACAGUGACUCAGUCGAUCCAGAACCACACCGCCAUGUCAUGAUAUGGAAGACUCCUCGCUUUGUGUCUGCGCCGAACAAGACUUUGGCAGAUGCGUUGAGAUUGAGGCAGCAGACUCAGAGGUCCACAGCCACGAGUGCGAACGCCUCUGACAACGAGGGCGCGAACUCGAUCAAAGCUAAGGCAAAGGUACUUGAGCCCUACAACAGCUUUCGGAUCACCAAGCCACGCUUUGGCCUUACGAUCGACGAGGUACGGACGGAAGUCAAUACUGUGCUACCACCCAGCACGCCCUUCACCCUGGAUAUUGAGUUCUUGCCUUCGGAAGAUAUCGUCUUGAAGGCUGUGAGCCGGACACUUUCGCCCGCACAAAUCGAGCCCCUGCUCCAGAACCUUAAGAUGGCGCUUGCAACUGCGAUUGCUGCUAAAGGCUACGGAACGACUCAGCUUUGCACCACCGACAGCUCUCUCAACAUCACACGUUACGAAUCGGACACAACGGCCGGAGACGGAUGGUCGCGCGUCGCAGCAAAGAAGGCUGCGCCGAAGGUGAUGGUCUCAAGCACUGGUCUUGGUGGUGCUACAAAUUCGUUCACUCCUCUAUCAGGAGGCAAGGUUACUUUCGCCAAGAAGAAGCCCAAAGCAGCUACACCCAUCGUGGAUGACUGGGAGGCCGCUGAGAUGGAGGAAGAAGAGAAGGAGCGCGUGGCGACGAGUGCAAGUGAGGAUGAAGGCGGCGCCUCUAUCGAAUUGCCUGAGGGCGGCAGCAUCGGUGUCGAUGCGUCUGGUGGCGAUGUUGGACCUCAAGAGUCUAAGCCAGAGCGGAAAGACUGGGCUGAUGAGGUUGAGAGCACUCUUCCUGUGUCUGAAGAAUUAAUAAUGUGA
This is a messenger RNA of Lecanosticta acicola, 1209 nucleotides long. Lineage: Eukaryota; Fungi; Ascomycota; Dothideomycetes; Mycosphaerellales; Mycosphaerellaceae. The record is from the annotation of a GenBank genome assembly.